Messenger RNA from Exophiala mesophila, 2149 nucleotides. RefSeq lists its product as hypothetical. Lineage: Eukaryota; Fungi; Ascomycota; Eurotiomycetes; Chaetothyriales; Herpotrichiellaceae. The transcript is spliced from 2 exons. The coding region runs from base 654 to 2054 and encodes 466 amino acids. The record is from RefSeq and is a predicted model, not a curated record.
UCACCGCUGCCAGAAUGGUGGACAAGCCCCCACUUCCACCCAGAAACAUUUCUGCCACCCCAAGUCUAGGAAGAGGUGAUGCUUCGUUUGUGGAUUCUACUCAAUAUGAAUACUCAUCGCCCUCGCCCUCGCCAUCCCCCAGUCUUCACCCUGCUGAUGCUUAUCGAAUUUAUCCCGGUGGCCUCCAUGACCCUCGAACGUCUUCCACUCAGUCACUUCGACCAAUAGAGUCGGCGGGAAGAAAUCGACGGACCUUGCUUAUCAUCUACAUUCAUGGCUUCAUGGGAGAUGAAACCAGCUUCAAGAGCUUCCCUGCCCAUGUUCACAGUCUAUUGACCAAUGCCUUGGUCGAGACCCAUGUCGUCUACACCAAGAUCUAUCCUCGAUACAAGUCCCGGAAGAACAUUUCUUUUGCGAGGGAUGACUUCAGCAACUGGUAAAGCCAUUUCUUUCGUUUCGGGUUUCUGUGGCUGACUAUAGUCAGGAUUACACCUCACGAGCAGGACUCCACGGACGUAAUCUUGGUGGGACAUAGCCUUGGGGGGAUUCUCGCUGCCGAGGUUGCUUUGUUACCAUCACACAACCCUCGAAGCAAUGAAAUCUCCCAGCAUCGAAUCCUUGGUGUGCUCUGCUUUGAUGUUCCGUUCCUGGGAAUGCACCCUGGGGUGGUAGGGACGGGUAUCGCCAGUCUUUUCCGCUCAGCACCAGAGGCCCCUGAAAGACCUCUAGAAAACUCCAACGAAUCACACCCCUUAUCCGACCCCUCCUGGGGUUCUUCGGAUCCGACUUAUAACCCAGCAUACCCCAACGACAAUCGCCUUGCUACUCGAAAUGGCAAGCUGUCGAGGGCAUGGUAUUUCUGGAACAAACAUGCCGGAGAAGUCUUCAAUGCAGCUGGGAAAUAUGUAUCGUCUCACGUUGAGUUUGGAGGCUGUCUGGCCGAUUAUCCAGGCUUACGGAGACGAUACAAUGCAAUACGAGCAUUAGAAGACGUGGAUGAGUUCCAACAGCCUCGGGACCCCAAUGGCCGGUUGAUGAAACAAGUCCGAUUUGUAAAUUAUUAUUCAGCCAGUACCGGAAGGAUCAAAGAGACCCAUGAAUCAUCUCCUCGAGAUCUGCUUGAGCCACCAGCAACAGAGAUGCAGGCCUUGAAGCCCCCAAAUGCGAACCCUCCCGCGCUGUCGGGACCUUCCAGUCCUCGUCUAUCCCUCGAAGAACAUCGAGAUGGAGAAAUAAUCACGAAGAGCAUGUCUCAGCUGAACAUCGAUCCAGAUCCCGGACCAGCCCCACCUAGUUACGACUCUAUUCAUGGUCGGAACCUGGAAAGAUCAGCCACUGCUGAGUCCAACUUUAGCCCGACUGGAUCAAUUUUGAGCCCAUCAUCCACCAUUGAUCCCGGGUCUUCGACUUCAAGAACCACCAGCGACAUCACAAAUCUUCCCCCCAUUCCCGACUUGCCUCCUCAGCCGCCCCCGUUUGACCCUUCACCGUAUCAAGACGACGCGACCUUACGAAUCUAUUGUGAACAGCAUGAACGACAAACGAGAGCGUACGAAAGAGCAGUUAAGGACCGUGAGAAAUCCAUCAAAGCACAGGAGAAAUUACUGGCCAAGAAAAGACGGGAAGUGGCCAAACAAGAAGCCAGAGCAGCGAAAUUAGCGCGGCAGCAAGAACAGAAGCUACAAAAGGAACAAGUCAAACGAUCGGCGACCCUGAACCCGGAAGACUACGAUAACCACCUGCGUCGUGAGUCAGAGCAAGCAGGACAAUCGUCGAGACAAGCACAACAGCAAGCACCACGGAAACAAAAGGAUCGCAAGUUCUGCAGCCUCCCCGGCAAAGAUACACAGACUGGACAAAGAGAUCCAACAUGGAUCCGAGUCUACAUGGAGGGCAUGGACGAGGUGGUGGCACACACGUCCAUGUUCCAAAUGAGUGAAACCUAUGUUAAGAUGGUGGGAGAUACGGCCGAGAGAAUUGAGAGGUGGGUUGCUGAAGACGCGACCAAAAGAAUGCUGUUGGUUGAGAUGAAGGCAGAGGGUGUUUUGGGGUAAAUGUCUACGGGAGCUUCUUCAACAGCUGAUUGAGUAGAUAAGCGAGCGCUGAAAUUCCAUUUUAUCGAUACCCAGUACGGGUGUAGAUAGAUCCC